AUGAGCCACACAGCGGAGGACCUGCUGAUCAUCUAUCAGACUGAGGCAGAGCCAUGGGCAACGUACCUGAAGUCAGCCUUCACCGGCCCCAUCCCAGAGGCUGGCAUCUGCUGCUACGACAUCGCCACGGCGUCCAGUCGACAGGACGACUUCCUCAGGCUCGCCGGCUACAGCUGCAAAAUCCUGAUCCUCUGCAAAGGCAUGCUGGACGGCCUAAGUCUGAUGUGGCGCUUCUUCCUGGCCCGUGUGUUGAGCCCUGCCUCUCAGGUGGUGGUGCUGCUGUGUGGCGUGGACAGUCUGACCCCGCUGCUGGAGCUGGUGCCCUUGAAUGGUGACGAGUGCCUGCAGAUUUCCAGCGAACAAGACGCUCAUGAGUACCUAUCCACUGUCACUGAUAUUGUGAGAAAAGGUGUGUCAGCCAGAGCAGCAAAUGUCAACCCACUGACACGUAAACCCUUUGGAUCAGAGCAGAAGUCCACAGUCCAAGGUAUCGGUUGCAGAGCUGUGGUCGUUCCUUCCAGGGUUCCCUGCGGGACCUCUACGGAAGUGUUCAUCCUUUUGGAAAAUGAGGCUCCUGGCGGCGACACUGAGGUGGAGUUUGCUGGUGAAUGCCAGGCGCUGCGAGUGAAGCCCGUCCACUGGAACGACAGAGCCCUGUGUGUCAAUGCACCAGAUUUUCCUGCUGGAAACGUCAGCGUGACCGUGUAUAUCAACGGAGUGCCACUGAGCAAGGCACAGCUGCAGUACUACAGCAACAUGGAGGAAAUCGCGUGCCUUCUUUCGAGGGUUGCAGACCCCGUGGAUUUCAUGUGUCAGGCUCUUCAGGUGCCGUGUGUGGAAAAGCUGGACGACAAGUUGUCCACCAUGCUGCUGGAGGCGAUGCCCAGCGGAGGCUUCCCUGCACGGCAGUGUGACAACAGGGCUGAAAGAGGUACACUCCACCACGUGGGCUCGCCAACCUUACUUCACUUUGCCGCCCAGUAUGGACUCAUGGGCGUGGCCAGCCUGCUCCUGCAGUGUCCAGGCGCCGACCGAGCGCUGCACACGGCCAAUCAGCGCGGUCAGACUCCCGCCGAGAUUGCAAGGAGUCACGGCCACGCAGAACUGGACGUCUUACUGAGGAAAACAAUGAAUAUUUCCAACCCCGGCGAGGACAAUGCAGAUUCCGUUGUGCACGGAGUGAUGUGCACUGCAGACAUGCAGAAAGAGGAGCCAGGAGAGGAUGAACAGGAGGACAUGGACGAUAUCUAUGCUUCGCUGGGGGUGAAUGAUGAAUAUGAAACCUUCAUGAACCCAACGAAGGCGAUGGUUAUUGCCAAUCGCCCACCAGCGCCCACUCCGCGGCCUGCGAGCCUGGAGGUGGAGGAGGACACAGCCUCAUACAUCACUCAAGUGUUCAAGAAGAAGAAAACCCCACAAGAAAAUGCUGAACUAUAUUCACUUCUAACUAAACAAGCACGAGGGCGAGAACCCAGCAUCUCUUCCACCUAUGACAACUUGGUAGAGAUGCAUGGGCUGCAGCAGCUCGCCGGGCUCCAGCAGAGGGUGAAGGCCGGUUCGCUCACUGUGGACGAGGCUCUGGAGCGUUUCAGUGACUGGCAGAGCGCUCAGAAGGGCAUGGACGCCACCCAGGAAGAGAAGUUGACUCAGCUGAGAGACGUUAUGAUAAAAAGCAGCGAGGACGACGACAGUGUCUAUGAUCAAAUCCACAUCGUUCAUCACGCUCCAGGUAAUCCGGCGAAGGAGAAUCGCAGAGCAAGCGUACCGUUGGAAGUUGGGGUUUACAGCAAGCCGCUCAAACAGCAGCAUCAACGCCUCAGCCUGGCAUCUGUUAAAGGGCACAGGUACACCGUCCUGUGCCCUUGUCCCGCCCUCGCCUAUUUGAUCGGGGGCCAAGCGUGA
This is a messenger RNA of Limanda limanda (common dab), 1902 nucleotides long. RefSeq names its product B-cell scaffold protein with ankyrin repeats-like. Gene Ontology annotation, biological process: B cell activation; negative regulation of B cell activation; negative regulation of phosphatidylinositol 3-kinase/protein kinase B signal transduction. The coding region runs from base 1 to 1902 and encodes 633 amino acids. The transcript has 15 exons. Gene Ontology annotation, molecular function: signaling receptor binding; protein tyrosine kinase binding. Lineage: Eukaryota; Metazoa; Chordata; Actinopteri; Pleuronectiformes; Pleuronectidae. The record is from RefSeq and is a predicted model, not a curated record.